GUGGAAUUUCGUAUAUAUGGCGAGGCUUCUUUACUCUUCCCUUUUGCGGACGUGAGAUUUCUUAAUGAUGAUACCUGAAUGCUCAGUUGCCCCCGAGCACGUGAGAGAUUAGCAAGUACAUGAAUGUCUAGUCGAAAUGAGUACAGCACAUAUUCAUGGAAACUUAGCUGGUGCAAUCUAAUGCGUUCAAGCUGUACUGUAUGCUUUCCGAUCUGUGCAAAGAAAAGAAAAAUGGCCACCCAGGGCAAGACUCCAGACUCCCUUCGCUGUGCAUCCCGUCAACCCCAAACCACCAGCGAGAACAAAUAUACACAGAAUCGAAGUCAGUCCCACAUACAACCAUCGCCCAAGCCUUCCUCAUGUUCUGUGACUCCACUGCGGACACCGCCAUCGCCAACCGCCAAACUUGCAUCAUCAACCAUCCCACUCCAUCCCUAGAACUAAAUCCACGAUCU
Molecule: messenger RNA, 455 nt
Organism: Lindgomyces ingoldianus
Lineage: Eukaryota; Fungi; Ascomycota; Dothideomycetes; Pleosporales; Lindgomycetaceae
Exons: 1
Coding region: 232-438 (68 amino acids)
Source: RefSeq, a predicted model, not a curated record